AUGGCCACUGUCAGCACCUCAGAUACCAUCAAUGCAGGCGAGCAUGUCUUCAUCAAAAUGCCCAGCGACAAUGUCAAAUGCAUCGUCUUGAAGCCCAAUUCGACCGUCUCACUGGGAAAGUUUGGAACGUUCAAGACUAACGACAUUAUCGGCCGAGCAUGGGGCAACACAUACGAGAUCUACGACAAGGAUAACAAGACCCGGGUCUACCAUCCAGACGAGAUCAGUGAGAUCGAAGAGACUGAGAACAACAACCGAGAGAUCAUCGACGACUCAACCUCACAGAAGCUAACAUUGGAAGAUAUCCAGGCCCUCAAGAGCGAGGGACUCAAGGGAGAACUCACGGGAGAGGAAAUUGUCAACAAACUGAAGGAGAGCCAUGCCACAUUCGACAAGAAGACGGCGUACUCACAGGCGAAGUAUCUGCAGAAGAAGGGCAAGAAAUUCCACAAGACUUUUACACCGAUCAAACCGACCACAUACUCUGUCAACGAGUAUUUUUACAUCAAGAACCCAGCAAAGAUCAGGGACAUUCGGAUGGACACGCUUUCGCAGCUCUUGUCGUACUCGAACGUGCAUGCUGGAUGCAGGUUGCUCGUUGUUGACGAUACGCAGGGGAUGGUCGUCUCGGCCCUGGCUGAGCGUAUGGGAGGCAAGGGAACGAUUCUUGGAAUGUACGACGGCGACAACCCACACUAUGACGUUCUUAAAUAUAUGAACUUUAACCAAGAGAUUCUCGAUUCAGUAAAAGUGUUAUCGUGGCUCCGUAUUCACCGUGCAGAAGACGAGAGUAGGUCAUGGACUAGACUUUGGUCAUCAUUUCGAAAGGACCUGGAAGGCUACUACCGUCGUCUAAAGGCAUAUACAAUCGUAGAGGAAUCACGUAAGAUUUUGUUUGAGGGAGAUUUUGAUGCAUUGAUUGUUGCAUCGCAGUAUCAGCCAGAGUCGAUUCUCGAGAAGCUUCUCCCGUAUGUGCGUGGAUCAAGACCUGUGAUUGUGUAUCAUCCUCAUAAGGAAGCUCUGUUGGAGACGAGCACAUGGAUGCGAAAGUGCCCAGAUCUGCUGGCUCCGCAAUUGACAGAGAGUUGGUUGAGGAAAUCGCAAGUCUUGCCAGGAAGGACUCAUCCGGAGAUGUCGACAUGGGGCUCUGGCGGAUGUUUGCUGACAGCGACAAAGGUGAUUGAUCAGCCUGUGCAGGCAGCAUUGACGAAGAGGGAGCGCAUGGCGAUGGAGAAAAGGAAUGCGGAGGUCAAAAAGUUGAAGCGGGCACGCGAGGAAGCAGAGAGCGCUUCGGUAUCACCUGCGGUGGACUCUUCAACAGAAGACAUAACAGUAGCGGAGACGACAAGCAGCGGCGUAGUUGAAUCUGACGGUGUUGACGUGGAGAAGGAGGGCGAGGAGGAGGGAGUCGAACGAACGAACAAGCGCAUCAAGCAAGAAUAA
Messenger RNA from Gamsiella multidivaricata, 1443 nucleotides. Its product is annotated as Gcd10p family-domain-containing protein. NCBI's taxonomy places the organism in Eukaryota, Fungi, Mortierellomycota, Mortierellomycetes, Mortierellales, Mortierellaceae. The transcript has 5 exons. The coding region runs from base 1 to 1443 and encodes 480 amino acids. Gene Ontology annotation, biological process: tRNA methylation. The record is from RefSeq and is a predicted model, not a curated record. Gene Ontology annotation, cellular component: nucleus; tRNA (m1A) methyltransferase complex.